AGUGAUUAUAAGCAUUUCAAUUUGAACACAUACCUUACUUAAAAAACCAAAGAAACCAAGAGUUUUUUAUACUUGCCCAAAGAAAAGGAAAAAUCAUUAAGGGCAACCUCUCCCGAUCAACUCAUUGGCUAUUUCUUUCCGCGUCUCAGAGUUCCAUUUGAAGCUCUGAGACUCAAUUGUUCGCCAUGGUCGGAAAAUUUCACCAGAACAGGAACAGAUCCUUAAUAAAGUGACAGCGCUAGUUUCGCCCCCUUUUCUGUGUAUAUUUGAGCUCUGCUGUUUAAAUUAAAUUAGGUUUAGGGUUUUCUUCCCCAUUCGGGACGCCCUAAAUUCUGCUGUAUUCUGUUCUUAUGGUUAUAUUAUAUUUAUAAUACAAUUGAAUUUAGGGUUUGCUGUUUUCUUUUUUUGUGUAUGCUUUAAGAGAGUUUCGGGGUUGCUUGUGUUAUGGUCCAAAAUUAUGGUAGCAGUCUUCUCCCAAGUACUGUACAGUCAACAAUUAUUUUUUCAUUCUUAGUUUUUUGUCCCCUUUCUUAUUUUGUUUCUCCUUUUCUUUUAACAUGUGUGUGGAAGAUAUCAUGAAUAAAUUUUGUGCCUGAUAUACACAUAUUCAAAAGCUAAGAGAAAGAGAGAAAAGUAGAAAAUUAAAAGAAAAAGAAAAAGGGAAAAACAGAAGAGUAACAAAACUUGUGAAAAGAGUUGCGUAUGGGGAGUCCAGGAUUAAGCACUGGAAAUAAUGGUGGACAGCAACAGCGAUUAGGCAUUACAGAACCCAUUUCCUUGGGUGGUCCAACAGAGUACGAUGAGAUAAAGACCCGAGAACUUGAAAAGUUUUUGCAGGAUGUGGGACUGUAUGAGAGUAGGGAGGAAGCUGUGAGUAGAGAGGAAGUGCUUGGGAGGCUGGACCAGAUUGUGAAGAAUUGGGUCAAAGCGAUUAGCCGCUCAAAAUGUUUGAAUGAGCAACUAGUACAAGAAGCAAAUGCUAAGAUUUUCACCUUUGGUUCUUAUCGGCUAGGGGUGCAUGGCCCUGGAGCAGAUAUAGACACGCUCUGUGUGGGACCUAGACAUGCAACACGAGAAGAUGAUUUUUUCGGCGAGCUAUAUAGAAUGCUUUUGGAGAUGCCUGAAGUGACAGAGUUGCAUCCCGUUCCUGAUGCUCAUGUUCCAGUAAUGAAAUUCAAGUUUAAAGGUGUUUCUAUAGAUCUUCUUUAUGCAAAGUUGUCCCUUUGGGUAAUUCCUGAAGAUCUAGAUAUUUCACAGGACUCAAUACUGCAAAAUGCUGAUGAACAAACCGUCCGCAGUCUUAAUGGUUGCAGAGUUACUGAUCAGAUUUUACGUUUGGUGCCAAAUAUUAAGAAUUUCCGAACAACAUUGCGAUGCAUGAGGUUUUGGGCAAAACGACGUGGUGUUUAUUCAAAUGUUGCAGGAUUUCUUGGUGGCAUAAAUUGGGCAUUACUAGUUGCUCGUAUAUGCCAGCUAUUCCCCAAUGCGUUGCCAAAUAUGUUAGUAUCUCGGUUCUUCAGGGUAUAUACUCAGUGGCGUUGGCCAAAUCCUGUCAUGCUCUGUGCCAUUGAAGAAAAAUCUCUUGGUCUUCAGGUCUGGGACCCUAGAAGAAAUCCAAAAGAUAGGUUCCAUUUGAUGCCCAUUAUUACUCCUGCGUAUCCUUGCAUGAAUUCUAGCUACAAUGUUUCAUCAAGCACUUUGCGCAUAAUGACAGAAGAGUUUCAAAGGGGGAAUGAGAUUUGUGAGGCUAUGGAGGCAAACAAGGCUGAUUGGGAUACACUUUUUGAGCCUUUUUCUUUCUUUGAAGCAUACAAGAAUUAUCUACAAAUAGAUAUUAAUGCAGAAAAUGAAGAUGAUUUAAGAAACUGGAAAGGGUGGGUUGAAUCCCGUCUCCGUCAGCUUACGUUGAAGAUCGAGAGGCACACUUUCAAUAUGCUUCAGUGCCAUCCUCAUCCAGGUGAAUUUACAGACAAAUCUAGACCUCUACAUUGUUCUUUCUUUAUGGGAUUGCAACGUAAACAAGGGGUCCCUGCAAGUGAAGGUGAACAGUUUGAUAUAAGGUUAACUGUUGAGGAAUUUAAACACUCUGUUAAUAUGUAUACCUUGUGGAAGCCUGGAAUGGAGAUUCAUGUAACCCAUGUAAAACGGAGGAACAUACCUAGCUUUGUUUUUCCUGGUGGUAUUCGUCCUCCUCGUCCAUCAAAAGCAACUUGGGAUAGCAGGCGAAGUUCAGCUGAAAAAUCAUCUGAAUGUAAAGGAGUUUCAGAUGGGUUGGAUGAUGGAAGGAAGAGAAAGCGAAUGGAUGCUAAUGGAGCAAAUACCCUGAAAGGUGCCAAUUCCUUUGCUGCUUCUUCUUUGAAUGGGGAAGAUAAUAAGGGAAGUCCUUCUGUUGGCAAUGUUUCUGUAGGAGGUGUCCUUGCUAGUACAAAUGUGAUAGGGGAGCCAAGGGAAGGAAAAACAGUGUGCAAUAUAACAGACAGCAUAAACAAUUCAAGAAGCUUAGGUGGGAAUCUUGCUCAAAAUGGGGAGCUUAGUUCACAAAAUAAAGAUUUGUCUGCCUCCAAUGAUGCCCCUUUCUCUAAGGAGGCUGAGAAGCUGGCAAUUGAAAAAAUAAUGUCUGGUCCUUAUGUUACUAACCAUACUUUACCACAAGAGCUUGAUGAUCUUGAAGAUGAUUUUGAAUGUAGAAAUCAGGUCAAAGAUUUGGGGGCAAAUGCAAAAGACAGUACAGUGGAAUCUACAUUGGCAACUAUGACAGCAACAUCAUUUGCUAAUGCACCUGAAUCACCACCACUAACAUCCAGCAGUGGAGCUGGUCCAUCUACUUUAUGUCCUAGUGGAGGCUUGGAGGAGCUUGAGCCUGCUGAACUUGUGGCACCAUUGUCCAAUGGGUUCCGUUCUGCUGCUUCAGUGGCACAGCCGAAGCCGCUUAUCAGGUUGAACUUCACUUCUUUAGGUAAAGCCAGUGGCAGAAGCACAUAAAGGGAGGUCUAGUAUCACCUAGAGCAACUAGUCUCAGGGUUUUUUUUUUUCAAUUAUUAUUAUUGUUAUGUAUUGGGACAGAAUUAAAAGGAAAAAACCCCUAUUUGUAAUUGCAUCCUAAUAGUUAAUAAAUCUUGAAUUUGGAAA
This is a messenger RNA of Manihot esculenta (cassava), 3129 nucleotides long. RefSeq names its product nuclear poly(A) polymerase 1. Bases 703 to 2982 code for a protein of 759 amino acids. The record is from RefSeq and is a predicted model, not a curated record. NCBI's taxonomy places the organism in Eukaryota, Viridiplantae, Streptophyta, Magnoliopsida, Malpighiales, Euphorbiaceae. The transcript is spliced from 13 exons. Gene Ontology annotation, cellular component: nucleus. Gene Ontology annotation, molecular function: RNA binding; poly(A) RNA polymerase activity.